AUCAGGACUAAGAGCUUGGUGACUGAGGACAAGCAGUGACCAGGUCUUUGUGACUAAAAUAUGUGGACUCUAAUUCUUCUCAUUUGUUCCCAGCCUGUUUCAGGUGCAUUGUGGGCAGAAAAGGAAGUAACGGGAAUUGUUGGUCAAGCAAUUACAGUAAAUUGUUCUUAUACUAACCAGCACCAGCAAAAUAGGAAAUUCUGGUGUCAUGAAUGGACUAAUGAAUGCAAAUGUUUGGUGAGCACAGACGAUCCAAAUGGACGGCGAGGAAGAAUGUCAAUCAAAGAUUACAAGGCACAAGGAGUAUUUACUGUUGUGAUGGAGGAUCUUCAGCUAAAAGAUGAAGGACGGUACAGAUGUGGUAUCGAUCAACCUGACCAUGAUCUAAGUUUUAUUGUGAAUCUGCAAGUAUUUUAUGAAUCCGUGUCUGUUCCAGUUCUCAAAUUCUCUUCGCCACCCGAUGUCUCAUGUUCUGGAGGUUUAGUGACAAUCUCCUGUGAGUCUGCCCGCGGAUCCCUCCCCAUUCACUACACAUGGUCUGAGAAGACCCCAUAUCAAGAUUCGAAGAUCUCUGACACCAAUAAACUGGAUCUACAUUGUCAAUCCUUCACACAGCAACAUCAUCAGUAUUACUGCACGACCAAAAAUCAACAGGCAACAAAAAACAGUGUAAUGGUUAAUGUAGCAGUCAUCAGCAAAUCAGAGAAAAAUUGCAGUUAUGAGGCACAGAUCAGUAACAUUGAACAGCAAUAUUCUUGUGAAGUUUCUUCAACAACUGCACCAUCUACAAGUGCAAAUACUCAAAACCAAUCUCUGAAAAACACAAGGCUGCUUUGCAUUAUAGUCGGUGUACUGGGGGCCAUUCUUGCUGUUUUUGCAUUUUCACUGCUUUGGUACAUGAAGAAAAUGAAAAAAUUGAAUAGCCCCAUUAUAUGUAGUCGAAGAGACAAGCAUCCAAAUGAUAAUCAGAAAUUGACAGCAGCAGAAGAGACUAUCAUAAAUUCAGAUGUGAAUGUCACAGAAAGUAGCUCACCUGAAACACACGGCAAUGGAAAUGUCCAGUUCAAUAAGAAUGAAAAUGGAAUCCAUUACGCAGCAGUACAGAUUCAAAGGAAAUCACCAGCACGUACGAGUGAGGUGGAAAGGGGCACGAUUAGCAAUGCAGACAGUGUCAUCUACAGUGCGAUCAAUAUUUAAAAGCAGCCUGCAGAGAACAACACAUAAACUUCAUCUUCCAGAAUCCAUAAGAUUCUCAAAUGGCACUUAAUAGAACAUUACACUUGUGGGAAACCUUUAAUACACGUGAUUCUCAUUACUCCUUCUUAGACCAUAAAAUGGAAAAGCAGAGGUAGGCCAUUCAGCCCAUUGUGUCUAGUCUACCAUUCAAUGACCUCAUGGAUAAUCUGAUAAUUCUCAACUCUAUCUCCAGGACACUUGAGGUCCUCACUGAUUACAAAACUGUCUAUUUCAGCCUUGAAUAUUCUAAAUGACCCAGCCUCAGCAGCCCUAUGUAGUAAAGGAUUCCACAGGUUGACUAUCAUAGAAUCAUUUCAGUGUGGAAACAGGCUUUUUGGCCCAACAAGUCCACACCGACCCUUACAGCAUCCCACCCAGACCCAUUCCCCUAUUACACACCUAAUCUACACGUUCCUGAACACGAUGGGCAAUUUAGCAUGGCCAAUCCACCUAGCCUGCACAUCUUUGGACUGUGGUAGGAAACCAGAUCAUCGAAAAGCAACUCACGCUGACAAACGGAGAAUGUGUGAACUCCACACAGACGGUUGCCCAAUGGUGAAAUUUAGUCUGGGUCCCUGGCACUGUGAGGCUAGAGUGCUAACUGCUGACCCACCAUGCCAUGAUUCCUCCUCAUCUCCAGCUUAAAUGGACACCUCCUCACUCUGAGAUUAUGCCGGUCCUAGAUUAUGCAACAAAAGAAAUAAAUUCUCUGUAUCUAACCUGCCAAGCCCCUAGAAAUCUUACAUGUUUCAAUGAGGUUUCCUCUCAUUCUUCCGUACUCCAAUGACGACAAACCCAAACUACUCCGCCUCUCCUCAUAAUAAAAUUCCUUCAUUUCCAGAAUCAACCGAAUGAAAAUUGUCGAGACUACUUCCAAGGCCAGUAUAUCUUCUCUUAGAUAAGAGAACCAAACUGUUCACAGCAUUCCAGCUAUUGUCCAAUCAGUGUGUUGCAUAGUUUUAGCAAGACUUCAUCAUUUUUUCUUUAUAUUUCAGUGACACUAAAUUUCUUCUGCCAUGAUCCACCUAUAUAUAACAUUGUCCAACUCUACCUGCACCUUUGGUGUUAUUCCCCACAAAUCAACAGUUUCUUUCCAUUUAACUUGAUAACCUGAUAAUAUCCUUUGAAGUUAUGACAGUAGACCAGGUUAAUACAGUAGACGUCACAUAAUUAGAUUUCAAAGCAAUAUUUGAUAAUGUGUUACACAGUAAGCUCAUGACAAAAUGGAAACCAUGGGAAAGUAGCUGAGUGGAAACAGGGCAAUAUUUUCACUUGUGGAAGAAUGCAAAACUAAGGAUCGUAAAUGUCAUGCAUUCACUAAUAAAUCUAACUGAAUAUUAGAAAAUUAUUACCACAGCAAAUGAUUGAGGCAAAAAUGUUUCUGUGAAAAUUAUAUUAGCAUGUAAAAGGAAAUAGAAAGAUAUGCAGAAAGGCUAAAAUCAAGUAGACAGAAUAAAAGAUAUGCUCAUGGCUUAUGAAAACUACAGGCCAGCUGGGUUUUUUUUAUAUUCCAUGCAGCUCUAUGCAUAUUCCUUCCAGUGUCUCAGGAAGACCUAAUCAAGUCAUUGUCGUUGUAAAUUCUUGUCUCAAAUAAGGCAGCUUGCAUCAGUCCUAAAAUUCCACUGAGCCAUUUUCAACGUAUGCAUCAUUAGUGUUGUUAUAUGACAGAAAUUGAAACUGAUAACUAUUUUAUUGUAACAUCUGCAUUUGCUCACCAGUCCUAG
Molecule: messenger RNA, 2960 nt
Organism: Stegostoma tigrinum
Lineage: Eukaryota; Metazoa; Chordata; Chondrichthyes; Orectolobiformes; Stegostomatidae
Exons: 7
Coding region: 61-1197 (378 amino acids)
Cellular component (GO): plasma membrane
Molecular function (GO): transmembrane signaling receptor activity
Source: RefSeq, a predicted model, not a curated record